Molecule: messenger RNA, 766 nt
Organism: Bipolaris zeicola 26-R-13
Lineage: Eukaryota; Fungi; Ascomycota; Dothideomycetes; Pleosporales; Pleosporaceae
Exons: 1
Source: RefSeq, a predicted model, not a curated record
AUUCAAGCUUACACAGGAGACCAUCGAUGCGCUUAUUGAGUACCACAAGGACAUCUACUCGGUUGAUGUCUCCGCCAGCACCUGGGAGUGGGCUGAGAAGGAGCAACAGUUGAAGAAGCUUCAGGAUGGAUUUGUCCAGGCCGUAAACCGCUACGUAUUCCGCACUGGUGUCAAGGCUCUGGAAGGUCUGGAGGAAGAAGGCGCGGGAGAACUACUCGAGGGACGAGGUGAGGACGUCAAGAGCGCCAUCAUGGGAUUGUUCCUCCCCCUUCUUCCCCCUCCUCCCAGGAUCGUCGAUGUCGUCCGACCAGCACCCCUCCUCCCAAGCUCGACUGCCUCAGCCAACUGGUGGGUGCCAACACAACAGAUGCACCCGUCGCACUCUGCCCCAGUCGAUGCCUGGAGGGUGGUUCCUUCGACCCCCAGCCCUACCAUUGCUACCUGCGGUGAAACUGGACCUUCGUUCUGGAGCACCAUGGGAACCAUGGGCUUCGAGGCCAUUCAGCUUCCUUCGCCAACUCCUUCCUUCAGCCAGCCAUACAACUCGACGAGCCCCUACGCACAAAGUACCAGCCCAUAUGCGCCAAGCACCAGCCCGUACACUUCGAGUUCGUAUUACAGCCCGCCCCCGGCAUCGGCACCAAUCCCAGCCCUUCCUCUGCCGAGCGUCUUGGCCCAGCAAUGCGGGUCAAGCGCCGUCCACGGAGGAUUCGGUGGUUUUGGAUGGGAUACUGGAUUUGCACCACAGUACGCAGCCUUCACAUAA